AGUUGUCUUUUAAUUAAUAUUUUACACAUUUUUCUAAUACGUACAUAUACAUUUUUCAUGCUAGUAUCUCCAUCUAUUAAAAUAUUUAGAUACUCCCAAUACAAAAAUUCUAAUACUUGAUUUACGUGACAUAUAAUUACUGAUUUCCUAUAUCUUAUUUUCCUUAUAAACCGUAAAAAAACUAUCAAACAUAAUUUCUUUUGAGAAUGAAGAGAGUAAUAAUAUUUGAAGUUUUGAACCAAAAAAAAAAGGUUCAAAAAGCCAAAAAGUGACACUUGAAAAAAAAAAAUAGAGUAAUACAAGUUCUACCUCCGGUUCAAUUUACUCGUAAUAAAGGAGUAUUAUGUGAGACAUAAAAUAUUCCUUUGUUGCGAGUAAAUUGAACCAUAGUAUUUAUUAUACCACUAUAAAGGGAGGACUUUCCGUGUUUGACGAUUGCUAAAAAAUAUUUAUUACUAGUAGAAUUUAGACCAAAUACACUCUCAACUCUCAACUCUUCUUCCCAUUCUAUCCCCUGUUUAUCACACGGCCAUCGCAACCUCCGCCGCCUGAACAACCACCAUGCACGGCCGCUGAGCAACCCGUGCAAAUGUGCAAUUACAAAAUUGUGAAUCCGAUUGUAAUUAAACCACCAUUAAAACCAAAGAUUGAAUUCUGAUAAAUUAAUGGAGAGUAGUCUAAGGAGUUGUGGGCUGUGGCAAAGCGUGGGAAUUAAAAGAGUUGUUAAUGAAAGGAGAGCAAGAACACUGGAAGAGUUUGAUUUCCAAGAGGAAACCAAUGUUCAGUCUGAGAAUGAGAAUCAACCAAGAAUUAGCUGUAAUGUUGAACGCUUUGGUAAGAUAUGUCAGUCCUUCGAUGACAGGAGAAAGAGGUGGGUGAGGGAAAUGGGGUUUGAAGGGCUGCUAUAUCUAGUAGACAAGGAUCUUUCAAAGGAUCUUUGCUAUUGGUUGAUGACUCAAAUUAAUCCAAUAAAAGAGCUUUUCAGAGCUUCUGAUGGACGUAAAUACAGACUAUCCAAGGAUCAAGUUAGUUGGAUCCUUGGCAUCCCAAAAGGCGAUAAGGUUGUUCCUAGGAGGGUGAGGGAUGAGGAGAUGAAACGCAAAGUCAGAGACAUUCAGAAGAAUUUUGGGAAAGAAUACGAGGCAAGGUUGAAAACAAGUGAGAAAGUCAUAAAACAUAACAGAAUACCUGUAACCAGUGCCUUGAUUGAAAGAGCAAAGGGGAGUUGGGGAGAAGAGCAGGAAGCAGAGUUCAAGACUGUUUUCUUAAUCCUCGCAUUGCACUUGGUGCUUUGUCCAACACAAGCUCAUCAAUUAGAAUCAGAUUUGGUUCCUGCAUUGACUUGUGCAGUGCAAGCGAAGAACUAUGAUUGGUGUGGGUUGGUGUUGGAGAAGUUUUUUGACAGUUGCUGCAGAUUUAGAAAGAAGCAUGGAUAUGGUAAAGGAUUUGGAGGAUGUAGUAUUUUCCUAGCUAUUUUUUACCUUGAUCGAUUGGAUCGUAAUCCAGUAAUGUGGAGCAUAUGGCCGAGAAUAAAAGUGUGGACAAAAACAGAGAUGAUGAAAGCUAUGGAUGAGGAUAUGCUGGCUGAGCAGGGAGAUUUUGGAAAAUUAGGGUUCAUAGAUGUUGAUUAUGGUAAGAAACACCCUCGGGAGGUUAAGGAUAUGGAUGGAAAAUCAUUUGUUGAAGAGGGGUUAAACCAAGAUUUUGAAUCCCUACAGUCAAAGGAAGAGGAAGCAAUUUUAGGACGUAGUAAUAACUUAUACAAAAGAAAAAAGCGUAAAAGGAGGAGGAUAUCAACUAUGUAUCCUGAACUGCUCAUGUCCAAAAAGGCUAAAAGAAAAAGGCUCCAGGGUGGUGUGCCAAGUGCAUUGGCACUGGCUUGCAGAAGGUGUGCAGAAGGUGGAUGCCCUUCUGAGGGGGAAGGGCGAAAUGAGGAUGGCGGGAAUGGAGAUGAUGGAUACAUAUCAUUGGCAGAGGAGGUUCCUACCCCAGUGGCUACUGAUUUUGCAGUGGUGACAGAGCCAGUGGGUGAAGGAGGAGAUAAAAUGCCGUCUCCUUUAAAUGAAUUGACUGUCACAACAUCUCAUGGUUCAGAGCAUAAUAGCAUGGAGGCUUCUCCGUGUUUAACACCAUCAUGCAAUACUCUAAUGGCUUAUGGGUGUUCAGAGCAUAACGGCAUGGAGGCUCCUCCGUGUUUAACACUGUCAUGCAACACUCUGAUGGUUUCUGCUUUUGUCCAAAGUGUCAGUGAGAUGCAUGCUAAAUCCACCAAUUCUAACUAUAAGAUAAUCCCUCCUCGGAGCAAUAGCCUUGCUGAUCAUUCUCUGUGCUCUCCAUCUCGGAGUAAAAUAAGAGAAAAGAGCAAACUGCCCCAGAUUUUGAAUGGGAGUGUGGAGGAAAACGGCGAGGGGGUUCUUCCUUGUUUACUCUCAUCAUGCUGCAAUAUUAUGGAGGAUUCAAGUUUUGUAGACAGUGUUGAGAAGUUGUACAUUGAAGAUAUCCCGUCAUCUGAGAACAACAAUUGUCUCAACAAAAGCCUUGUUGACAUUAAUGAGAUCAUACGAUAUUCAAGUGUAGGGAUUGCUUUUGAGAAGGCUAUUAGGGUGGUGGAUUUGCAAAUGGAACAAGUGAAAAAAUGCAGGGAGAAAUGUGUUAAAAUGAGCCGUAACAGAACUGUGGAUAGUGCUGCAGAGAUGCAUAUGGAAAUCGUCCCAUAUUGUGACACAAACACUAACCUUGAAAUAAGCCGUGAUGAUGUUAAUGAGAGUAUACCAUCUCAGGCAACAAAUACACUAAUUGCUGACAUUGAUCAAUGUGAGAUGAUUCAUGAAGACAUUAGUUGUAUAAACGCAGGCAAGAGCAGUAAGCAUUCAGAAGGUGCUCAACCUCGAGGUGAAACAGAAAUGGAUGCUGCUAAUGAUCAAGGAAAGGCAGCCAAUGUAAAUGAAAAGUUGGUGAAUGGUUCUUGUGAUGGUCCUGUGAUUGUUAUUGCUGAUGAGGACAGUGACGGUGAAAAGGAAAACCACGAUUUUGACCCUUUCAAAGUGGUAGGAUCGCAGCUUGAAGAUCGGAUCAGUAAGCUUGAAAAGGUUGUUGCCCGGAAGCUAGCAUCUAAUAAGUUAGCCUUCAAAACUGAAGGUAAAAAGCUAUGACUUUCGGAUGUUGCAUGUUCAGCCGUUCAGAUACUAGUCCUUUAACUGUAGUACGUAGCUGCUAAUCUUAGCAGAAGUAAUCUGUUGAUAUUUUGUUAGAUUUUGCUAACUGAUAUCUGUAUGCUGAUUUGUAUCAUCAUCUAUUCCAGCAUAUCUAAUCUGGAAUUUAUUUUUGCUGAAA
Molecule: messenger RNA, 3333 nt
Organism: Chenopodium quinoa (quinoa)
Lineage: Eukaryota; Viridiplantae; Streptophyta; Magnoliopsida; Caryophyllales; Amaranthaceae
Exons: 6
Coding region: 666-3152 (828 amino acids)
Source: RefSeq, a predicted model, not a curated record